Molecule: messenger RNA, 2741 nt
Organism: Mercenaria mercenaria
Lineage: Eukaryota; Metazoa; Mollusca; Bivalvia; Venerida; Veneridae
Exons: 4
Coding region: 493-2130 (545 amino acids)
Biological process (GO): positive regulation of DNA-templated transcription
Cellular component (GO): chromatin; nucleoplasm
Molecular function (GO): ubiquitin-protein transferase activity; zinc ion binding
Source: RefSeq, a predicted model, not a curated record
AUUGGACAUAUUGAGGUCAGUUUGACUGACUGAAAAUUCAAUUCAUCAGCUACGAUGAGACACUAUUAACUAGAGAAUAUUUCUUAACCACAUUCAGUACAACAGUUAUUUCCCUUGAAACAAAUCAAUAAUGCAGCGAUCCUGUUACAGUUCGAUUACUAGGUCAUACGUGUUUACACGUUUUCAAACCAAAUUGUUUCUACUUACAAAAUGACCUUUAUACUUUUGGAUUAUGUUUUGCUUUAGCUUGAGCUUCCGUUUUUCUUAUACAAGACACAUUAAAAUAUGAGUUAAGGUUACAAAACGCAAUCUCUAAUGUUUACAAACAUGAUGUUUACGAAAACGAACUGUAUCAUGCGUGUUGUAAAUCUAAAAAUAAUUGUAUAGCGUGGCAACGACAGUUUAUUGAUCAGUUUAUAUAUGAAGGAGUGAGCGUAGGAAUAUACCCAUCCAGGUUUAAAUUAAGGUUACAAUCACAUGAAUUUUUGAAAAAUGGCGACAGGUGGAAAAUCACAAAUCAAUGCCUCUGACGUAUUUCACGAUUUUACAUGUUUGCCUUGUCUAGACGGUGGCAAAAACACGGAAGCGGUAUUUCAUUGCAAUGACUGCCAGAUCUUCUAUUGUAAAAGGUGUGUUGUGGGUCAUAAUACAUUCACCAAAAAUCAUAAUGUAUAUGACAAGAUGUCGAAACUUUUUGGACAGUGUAAUUUACAACCAAAGUCUUUGUCUUCAAGUGAGCUGCCGAUGGAUGUAUGUGAGGAGCACCAUGGGCAAGUGAUACAGAUGUUCUGUAGACAGCAUGAUAUUGUUUGCUGCACAGUUUGCAUAGCCGUAGAACAUAGAUUCUGCGAAGGUGUAGAAUAUAUUCCGAAAAUUGCUAAAGGGCAUCUGCAGGACAAAAGGAAAACUAAGAUGUCUUUGGAAGAAGUAAAAAAUGAUUUGCGAAAUCUAAAGUCCAGAAUGGAAAAUGAACUGAAAGAGUUUAAGAUUCAAUACGACGGUGUACUUGGUGAAAUACGGACGUUUAAGAAGCGCUUGAUUGAACGAGUUGAGGACUUGGAGAAAAAGUCAGUUAAAGAAUUACAGGAAAGGUAUAAGCAGAUAGCUGACGAUAUAAGUGUUUGCUGCAAGAACAUUGAUGGUAUUCUAGAUGAUACUGAAAAGCGAAUUGACAAGCUCACACAUUCAGAAAACAACAAUGAAGCUCAAUCUUUUGUGAAUAUUAAAUAUGGAGAAAGGCUGUUUUCAGAUGCAAAUGCAUUCCUAAAACAAGCAUCUUCGAGAAAGAUGGGGACUUUGGAAUUUGAGACGAACAGAAGUAUGGAGACUUGUCUACGUCAGGCCCAGUCACUUGGAAAACUUACAGUAUGGACUACGGACGACAUUGUUGAUGCAAAGCCUAUUCGGGGUGACGGUAAAACAUCAUUAACUUCAAUGUCUUCUACCGUUGGUAUAAAGGGUCAAAAGGGUCGUGACAAAGCCCAAUGCGGUAAGAGUGUUGAAGCCCAGCCUUUACCUAUGACGUGCGCACCAACUAACUCGACUGGUUCAGAAAUGGGUCGAAUCAGUAUCUUUCCUACUACUGAGACAAAACGGGGACAAUAUGGUUGUUUUGAUAACUUCUACGCAGCUGGGUGUCAGGGUCCUCCGAUCAGUAACUAUGGGGUUCAGCAAGGGCUCUCAACUAGAUCGUUUAGUGGACCGACGCAGCAGAAAGGGUUUGGUACAAUGCCAUGGAAUGAUUUUGGAGGGCAGCAAAGACAAAUGUUUCAACAACAACAGCCACAAACACGGGAAUUUUAUUGUUCUUCUACAUCAGUCUCAUCAGCUGCAGUUAGCUUUUUCCUGUACUUGCUAAAAUAUCUGUUUACAAAUUAUCAAAUAUUCAAGGUUUUGCUUAUCGUCUCAUUUAGCACGAUUCAGAGUUCAGAUGCGCUGGAAAUGAGUAUCCAAGCAUCUAAGCUCAGGACCGUGGUAAUCAGUCAACAAACCACAAUAAGGUCUUGGAAUGUUAUAACUUACGUCAAAAUAUUUCCUUGUCGGCCUCCGCACCGAUCGUUAAUUAUCGCGGAAUAUACAACUUUUGAUUUACUUCUUUGUGUAACUGACAAAAUAAACGAACCUACUUAGAAUCUUGUUUAAGUUAUUAAUUUGGCUUCUUCUGUAUUUUCUACCGUUUUGAAUGUUGAAAGUAAUUGUUUUAAUAAAGCAACUGAAGGAAAGAAAGAUACUGAGAGAAACAUUUAUUUGCCAAUUAUAAUUUGUCUUGUGGUGGUAAAAAGUAAUCGUUUAUGUAUUCGGUGCUCAAAAUUACAGUGAAUAGUAUAUAACAGUCAUUUUGUAAGUUGAUGAAAUAAACAUGGACCUGGCAUACGGAUAGAAAUAUCCUGUUUAAAUAUCGACACAUUAGUAGUUAAAAACGACAAUAUUUUUUAUAUUAAACAUGACACAAAUAUAAAAAAUGAUAACAUGUUGUGACGUAGAAGACUUCCAAAUGAUGCCAUCAUAUCAUAGGCAAAUAUCGCAAAAAAAACCCCACUAAGGUCUGUGCAUGUUAUUUGACAAUAUGUUACAUAACAUGUUGAUUUACAGUCAUGGAUUUAUAAAAAAUUACACUGUACAAAAAUUAUUUUUCGCAAAAAUCAUACUUUCAUUAUGAAAACUUGCAUAAUGUCCAUAUUUUUCAAAUCAGACUAGCAAAACUUCAAGAUCCAUAUCUUAUUUAUUUGUUCAAUUUUCAA